CGUUGAGCAGCACGAGAAUAUGUCCUCGGUCGCGGGGACAUCUCCUCGAUGGCAUGCCCACAGCUAAGUGCUGACCUCUUGCAGUGAGCCCAAAUGUCCCACUCGCCAGCACCCGCCGCGACAUCGGCCUCAUCAAAGUCGUGGUCAAGUUGGUCUGCAAGGAGGCUGAAGCAUUCCUCGCGCGACCUCUUGUCACUCGGCCAUCGACUCACAUUGACGGUUACUGGACGAUCCAGUGCGGUCGAUACUCGGUUCAGUCCCAGUACUUCGCGGCGCGAGGUACUGGCUUCCCGAGUGAUGUCGUGGCUGCGACGGUCACCCGUAUCCUGCACUUCGAGUCGAUCACUCGAUGCGCGUAGUACAGGUGGUACAUGUCUCGAUGUCCGACGUGAAGCUCGUACGUCGAGCACUACGCUGGACGUACGGCCCGACACUACAUCUGGUCCCAAUACACCAUUGUAUGAUGGACUGGCCACUCGCGCCGUAUCCUGUACCUCGCGCCAACUACUCGAUGUGCGAGUAGCUGGCAUUCGCGUCGAGUUCCCGUGGGUGGCCCGUACGUCAAGCUCACGGCUUGGCGUCCGUGUCGCUGCUGGGUCCGAGGCCAGUACAUCUUCGUGUGAUGUACUGCUUGUGUUGUGGAACGAGCGGCGGCCGUUCGAGGCCCCGCUCCCUUCCCCUCUCAAGAGAGUACCCCCCUCGUAGAGGAGGUAUCUCCUCCUUGCGCUCGCGCCGGCUCGGUCUCGAUACCAUCGGUAGUCGUUGAACGUCGUCGUUCACCCGAGUCCGAUGAAUCCAGCCCUCGCGGUGGAUGUUCCCUUUUAUGGGCGCGCGACGACGCCCUG
This is a messenger RNA of Fomitopsis serialis, 845 nucleotides long. RefSeq lists its product as uncharacterized. Bases 94 to 705 code for a protein of 203 amino acids. The transcript has a single exon. The record is from RefSeq and is a predicted model, not a curated record. NCBI's taxonomy places the organism in Eukaryota, Fungi, Basidiomycota, Agaricomycetes, Polyporales, Fomitopsidaceae.